Molecule: messenger RNA, 1040 nt
Organism: Paramecium sonneborni
Lineage: Eukaryota; Ciliophora; Oligohymenophorea; Peniculida; Parameciidae
Source: the annotation of a GenBank genome assembly
CUGAUUAUUAUCCAAAUAUCGAUGUUAAGAAUUUUUACAUGAUAAACAUUGAUUAGAAUUAGGACCAUAGCAAGAAUCACAUAAAGUAUGACAAUCUUCACAAGUAUUUGUAUUUGUUAAAUAUGUCCAAGGAUAACAUUGGCAAUUUCCAUUUUAUAAAUAGAAUUUGGUAGCGCAUUUAGUACAUAUAUAUGAAUUUAAGCAUUCUAAACAAUAAGUUGGAGUACAUGGAAGACAAACAGCAGGAGUAACAGUUCCAUCAAAAUAAUAAGAAUUAUUAAUGCAUGUUGAUGGUGAUGACAUUUCAGGUGGUAAUGAUUAUUAAUCUAAGCAUUACCCCCAUGUCGGACCAGUACAAGAUAAACAAUAUUAAGUACACUAAUUAUUAUUAAUCACUUACUUCUAAAAUCAAAAUAAAAUAAUCAUAAACGAUACAAAAAUUAUUUAUAAUUGAUGAUUCUGUUGAACUACAUCUAAGUUCGAUAGAAAAACUUAGAGGUGUGGAAUGUGGUUCUGUCUUAUCAACCAAAAUAUAUUUAUCAUUAUUAUUCUUACCAACAUUAGGAGUAGCAUCUGGUCGACCUGAUCUUGUUAGUGUUUCUGUAAUUCCUCCAAUAUUAUACUAGAAAUUUCCAUUAAAAUCAUCUCCUAAUAUUACUACAAAUUUAAAUCGAAUGGCAUAAUGUGGAUUUGAAACUACAGGUUUAUUAAAUCUAGCUUUAAACCAGACUAAUGGACCCCCUAAAACUCUUUUACCCAAAUAGUAGCUAAAAUAAAUAGGCGUAUUGGUGCCAAUAAAGCGAUCUGAAGUCUUAAAAUCCGCUCCUUCAUUUGAAACUGCUCCAACAAUAUUAUUUAUGUCUGUAUCUGUUGUAUUUGAUGAGUCAUAAAAUGCUUUUAUUAUAUAUCUGGAAUCUAAAAAUUUAGUAUAAUAUAAUACUUUCAACUACUUCAUCCAAAUCUUAACAAACUCCAGUAGUUGGUAACCCAUAUGGAGGACAACUAGGUACACAUCUAUUUUUAUAUAAAAAUCCUGUUGA